GCUUAACCUAACUCUCAGCCAUCUUCCUCUUGGAUAAAUCAAUCGAACAUAUUUAGUAUUCUAUCCCAACAUCAACUCCAUAAACACCAUCUACUACACCACCACCACCACCACCACCACCACCACCACUUCCACUAUAUAACCCCCUCAACCCCACUUACAUCACCACCUAUACAGACAUUCAUCAUACAAACAACCACUCAACAACAAACCGAUCAAAUACAAAAAUACCCAACAUGCAACCCCCCACAAUCCUCCUCCUAGGAACCUUCGACACCAAAACCCCCGAACUAACCUACACCUACCACACCCUCCUCACCCAAACUCCCCAACCAAACAUCCUAGUCCUAGACGUCAGCCGCCAACCCCCGAAACCACCACCAACACCAACCGACCUCAAAAUCAACUACACAAUCCCCCAGAAAGACCUCCCCGCUCCCCGAGCCGAAUACAUAAAAGCUGCCUCCGACCACGCCACCACCAUCGUCGCAGAUUUGUACAAGGAGAACAAAAUCCACGGCAUUAUUUCAAUAGGCGGGUCAUGCGGGACGAAUAUCGCGACGGCAGCGAUGCGGAAUGCCCUGCCCGUUGGGUUCCCCAAACUGAUGGUCUCGACGAUGGCGAGUGGGGAUGUUAAGCCUUAUGUUGAGGAGACGGAUGUGACGAUGAUGUAUAGUGUUGUUGAUAUUGCGGGGCGGAAUUGGAUUCUAGAGGGGAUCUUGAGGAAUGCUGCGUGUGCGGUGUUUGGGAUGGCCAGGGGAUAUCUUGAUUCUUUGGUGAGGGCAAAAUCUCAGGGCCAGGGCGACGGCGGUGAUGGGGGUUCUCAGGGGAAGAAGAGGGUUGGAAUUACUAUGUUUGGGGUGACGACGCCGGGUGUGGAUCGCAUUCGGGCCCAUUUGGAAGAUGUCUACGGGUUUGAGGUUUAUGUGUUUCAUGCGACGGGGGCAGGGGGGAAGGCGAUGGAACGACUUAUCCGGGAAGGACAGCUGGAUGCUGUUGUGGAUUUGACAACGAGUGAGGUUGUCGAUGAGGUUAUGGGGGGUGUACUCUCUGCUGGGCCGGAGCGGUUGGCUGCUGCUGCGAGGGCGGGCAUUCCGCAGGUGGUCAGUGUUGGGGCUUGCGAUAUGGUCAAUUUUGGGCCGCGGAAUACUAUUCCGGAGCGGUAUGCGGGACGGCUGAUCUAUGAGCAUAAUCCGACAGUCACGUUGGUGAGGCCCAAUGCUGAGGAGACGGUGGAGGUGGCCAGGUUUAUUGCGGAGAAGUUGAGGACUUGUGCUGUGAAGCCCGAGUUGAUUUGUCUGAUGCUGCCUACUGGAGGGAUUAGUAUGAUUGAUACCCCUGGUCAGCCAUUUUUUGAUCCUGAGGUCGAUGAAGUGUUGUUUUCUACGUUGGAGGAGGAGUUGAAGGGGACUGGGAUCUCUAUUGUCAGGGAUCCGAGAGCUAUCAAUGAUCCUGAGUUUGCAGUCAGCGUAGCGGAUAUGCUGGGGGAUUUGAUCAAGUCAUUGUAAAUCAUAUGUGAGAAUGUAUCCUGAUCUAUGCAAGGGACAGAAUGAAAUGAGAUUUA
Aspergillus caelatus is the source of this 1564-nucleotide messenger RNA. RefSeq names its product Tm-1-like ATP-binding domain-containing protein. The record is from RefSeq and is a predicted model, not a curated record. The transcript has a single exon. The coding region runs from base 237 to 1508 and encodes 423 amino acids. NCBI's taxonomy places the organism in Eukaryota, Fungi, Ascomycota, Eurotiomycetes, Eurotiales, Aspergillaceae.